Scedosporium apiospermum is the source of this 993-nucleotide messenger RNA. RefSeq names its product Phosphoesterase. The record is from RefSeq and is a predicted model, not a curated record. Bases 1 to 993 code for a protein of 330 amino acids. NCBI's taxonomy places the organism in Eukaryota, Fungi, Ascomycota, Sordariomycetes, Microascales, Microascaceae. Gene Ontology annotation, molecular function: hydrolase activity. The transcript is spliced from 2 exons.
AUGGAUAGUCACAUCACCAGCGGCGGGCCACCACCAAGGCCAAUCCCCACUGUGGGAGCCGCCCGUCACAUUGCGCAACAGCUCUACCGCAUCGCCCAGCGAGCUGGCCAGCAAGCUUCUCCCUCCGUGGCCUCAACCACAAACCCGAAGGGAGUCGCAAACAAGAUCAAGAUUGUGUGCAUCUCAGACACACACAACUACAAGCCCGAGCUACCAAACGGAGACCUGCUCCUUCAUGGCGGCGAUUUGACGGAGAAUGGGACCUUUAGGGAGCUGCAGGCACAGCUUGACUGGCUCAAGAGUUUGCCGCACAAGCACAAAGUGGUGAUUGGAGGAAACCACGAUGAUCUUUUGGAUACGGAUUUUAUUACCGCUCACCCUGAGAAGGAGAUGGGGUCUUAUGAUAAGACGCCUGGCAGGACCAAGGCGGACCUGGACUGGGGUGACAUAGUCUAUCUUCAAAGCUCGGUGACGACUCUCCAGAUCGAAGCCGGUUCCGAUGAAAAAGAAGUUCCACAAACAAGAAGCCUCAAGAUCUACGGAAACCCAGGCACCGUCCGCUGCGGUCCGUUCGGAUUCUCAAUCGAGCCCGAGGUGGCCAAAUACUACUGGGAAGACCGCAUCCCCGCAGACACGGACAUCGUCCUCUGCCACAGCCCACCUCGGUACCACCUCGACAACGGCUACGGAUGCUCGUCCCUCUUAGAGGAGAUUUGGCGCGUCAGGCCGCCGCUCAUGGUUUUCGGGCACGCGCAUGCUGACCACGGCGAGGGAAUCAUGAAGUUUGACGCGGUGCAGUAUUGGUAUGAGAAGGUGAUGACCUCUGGGAGCUGGGCCUCUCUGGCGAUGCUCACGAUUCAUGUGAUUCUUUCUCGGGCGCGUGGAUUGUUUGCGUCGCGACGGCCUUUGCCACGUGGACAGGCUACGCAUUUGGUGAAUGCGGCGAUGAAGUCGGGAAAUACCUGGUUUAACGUCAUCGAGGUCGAUUUCUAA